ACGACUGACAGAUAUUAAAUACAGCGCUUGCCUUACUGUCUGACAUCAGGUCGAUACCACCUGGUAGAUCUCUCUCGGUGCGCCAAAUGGGACGAGACUAGAACCCAGCAGGUCAAUCAUCCACAUGACGCUUCAAUGAAUCCACUUUGAUUAAAUGGACGCUAUUUUCUGCCAAAUAUGACAAUAUCGGUACAUCCUCAAAAGUUUGAAUUGAGGUGGUUGGAAGUUAAUUUGAACACGAACACCCCUGAAGAGAGCGAAUAUUCCCGAGACUGCAGGGUGUUUUUCGCUAUGGUUGAUCGGCACUGUAGAUGACAGUAAGCGCUUCCGCAUCGACCCGUAGCGUGCUGUCAUUGCGGGAGAAUGAAUAACGCAAAAUGUUGCAUAUUAAAUCAAACACCAAGGAGACUAACACGGAUUAUACAAUGUAUCUAUGUGGUGGGGUUCCUGGACCUGUUUGGGGUGAGCUUGAUCAUUCCCCUGCUGAGUCACCAUGUCAAGGCCCUUGGGGCCAGCCCCACCGUGGCAGGCUUAGUAGGCUCCACAUAUGGGAUCCUACAACUCUUCUCUAGCACUAUAGUUGGCAGCUGGAGUGACGUGGUCGGGAGGCGAUACUCUAUGCUAAUGUGUCUGCUGCUGAGUGCUCUGGGCUACGGCCUGCUGGGUAUGUCCACCAGCAUCGCCCUGUUUCUCCUGGCUAGGAUCCCUGUGGGGCUGUUCAAGCACUCCCUGUCCAUCUGCCGGGCCCUGCUGUCUGAUCUGGUGUCUGAGGAGGAGCGCCCCCUCGUGAUGGGACACUUCAAUGUGGCCUCCAGCAUGGGCUUCAUGGUGGGACCCAUGGUGGGGGGCUACCUCACUGAACAUGACGGAGGCUUCUACACCGCAUCCUUCACCUGUGCCGCCAUCUUCCUCCUCAACGCAGGUCUAGUUUGGCUGCUUCCCUGGAGCGAUACACUAACCCCACGCACCGAUGCUAACUCCAACAGCAGCGCUAGCAAUUCCAGCUGCCACGACAACGACAACCCCUUCGCCUCAACACAGCAAAACUUCUCCCAAGGCAACAGCGACAACCAAACGACAGCGUCGGCGGCAGCGGUCACGGGAUCCGUGGCUCCAGAGAAGAACCAGAGGAGCUGGAACUGGGAUCUGGACUGGGGGGAGGUGUCCCUGCUCCCUUCUGCCUGGCGUCAGCUCUCUUCGGUGGGCUCCAAGAUUAGCAGUGUGGCCUCCUCAGACAUGUGGGACCUGUUCCUGGUGCGUCUGCUCAUGGCCAUGGCCAUAAUGCUGUACUACAGUAACUUCUCCCUGGCCAUGGAGGAGCGCUUCAUGCUGAAGCCCAAAGCCACAGGUUAUGUAAUCAGCUACAGCUCUACCCUGGGGGCCCUAGCCGGGUUCUUGGUGGGACCCAUCAAUAAACUGUACGGUAAAAACAUGUCGGCGCUGUUGCUACACUCUUCGGUCCUCACGUGUUGCCUGAUCCUGCUCUACGCCGCAGCGCCCAGUGUCUGGCACGUGUUGUUAAGUUCCACUUUCAUCGCCAUCUCUACAACCAUCGGACGCACCUGCAUCACUGACCUGGUACUGCAGAAAGGGGGCGCUCACGCCAGCGGCACACUCAUCGGGGCGGGGCAGUCAGUGACCGCGGUGGGGCGCGUGCUCGCACCCCUACUCUCGGGGCUGGCCCAGGAGUUUAGUCCCUGUGGGCCCCCGAUUCUGGGGGUAGGACUGGCGUUAGCGGGCGUCGUCCUGCUGUUGGUCAGGGUGCCAAAAUGGGAUGAGAGGGGCAAGAGGAAAGAGGCAUAACUCUGAGUCACUCACAGUGAGAGAGUGAAUGAAUGAGAGAGUAAAUGAAUGAGAGAGUGAAUGAAUGAGAGAGUGAAUGAAUGAGAGAGUGAAUGAAUGAGAGAGGGUCAAAACUAAAGCACUGGAGACAGAACUGAUGCAGAAAUGUUGGGGUUGGGUUUUGUUGACGUGUCAGCUGGGGGUGUUUCAUUGUUCGUUUUUUUAGCCACAACUCCUGCUCUGUUGGUUGGGUCUCGAUGUGAUGACAUCACAGCACCGAUAGGACCCAUGUCAUCAUCAGCAUCGCUCUUCCCCCCACUUCAGUCCCCCAAACAGACCGGGUCAUCAUCAGCAUGGCUAUUCCCCCCACUUCAGUCCCCCAAACAGACCGGGUCAUCAUCAGCAUGGCUAUUCCCCUCACUUCAGUCCCCCAAACAGACCGGGUCAUCAUCAGCAUGGCUAUUCCCCCCCUUUCAGUCCCCCAAACAGACCGGGUCAUCAUCAGCAUGGCUAUUCCCCACUUCAGUCCCCCAAACAGACCGGGUCAUCAUCAGCAUGGCUAUUCCCCACUUCAGUCCCCCAAACAGACUGGGUCAUCAUCAGCAUCGCUCUUCCCCCACUUCAGUCCCCCAAACAGACCGGGUCAUCAUCAGCAUGGCUAUUCCCCCUUUCAGUCCCCCAAACAGACCGGGUCAUCAUCAGCAUGGCUAUUCCCCACUUCAGUCCCCCAAACAGACUGGGUCAUCAUCAGCAUCGCUAUUCCCCCCACUUCAGUCCCCCAAACAGACCGGGUCAUCAUCAGCAUGGCUAUUCCCCACUUCAGUCUCCCAAACAGACCGGGUCAUCAUCAGCAUGGCUAUUCCCCACUUCAGUCCCCCAAACAGACCGGGUCAUCAUCAGCAUGGCUAUUCCCCACUUCAGUCCCCCAAACAGGGGAGAAUGCAAAAAGUUCAGUGUUGCCAAGGCGACCGUGAACAAAGCCAGCAACCCUCUGUAAAAGGCAUGGGAAGUUGUCCAUGCUAAGUUAGCUUAGCGUAGGUCAACAGCAUGUCAGUGGCUCAUUAGGUUCUUAUAACCUAGAAAUAUUAAAAUGUUUAUGUCUCUAGUGAGAGGAAAUAAUUCAAUUAAAAACAACAACAUAUAAGUCUAAUGUUACUCUGAUGUAAUCCUGCUCUUCCUUAAUAACCACUACAGAUAGUCCAGGAAAGUAUUGGUACUGAGAAUGCUAAUUUCCCCCCCAAAUGCUCUGUUUCUGACCUAUCUUAUGAGGGCGGACAGCAGGUGAAGGGGCUCCUCUUUCCUCUCUGGCGCCACAUUCUAUUUUCUCUCCCUUCUCACAGAAGUGUGCACUCCGUCACCCUCCCUUUAAGGGUUGAACAUAUUUGGAUUGGUGUGAAUACAUCCACACCAAUCCAGUGCUUUUUGAAUCCUUUUGUGUGAGUGAUCUAGUACACACUGGGGAAACGGAUCAAGAACCUUAACUGAGCUUGAGUACUGGUUGUCCACAGGCGCAUAUCUAGGAUUCAUUUACCCUUCCUAAACCCUAACCACGUGUGGGGAAGUAAAACACAUUUUCCAAGGAUCCUAGGUCAGUGUCUGUGGGUAACAUCAUCGUACUUCCUUUAACCACUACGGUAUCAGGGCCUUUUCAAUGGAAAUGUUUACUUUUAGACAAAUAUAUCAUUUCUUUUCAAUCAUUUCUUUUCCCUUAUUCUACAUUGUCCAUGUUGAGUUUAGUCUAAUUCAUAAAUGUACUGUUCAUGAUUAUUUAUAUAUGAAUGGUCUUAUGUUGAAUGGAGUUGCCCUUACACUGACCCAAAUGCUACUGAAUGUUAUGAAGGCACUUAUUGUGCUGAAUGAUUCAUAUGAAGGAAGUAAAGAUCAUACCAUUUGACAAUAAAAUAAGUAUAUUCCUGAA
This is a messenger RNA of Oncorhynchus gorbuscha (pink salmon), 3700 nucleotides long. RefSeq names its product major facilitator superfamily domain-containing protein 9-like. Gene Ontology annotation, molecular function: transmembrane transporter activity. The transcript has 6 exons. Lineage: Eukaryota; Metazoa; Chordata; Actinopteri; Salmoniformes; Salmonidae. Gene Ontology annotation, biological process: transmembrane transport. The record is from RefSeq and is a predicted model, not a curated record. Bases 364 to 1803 code for a protein of 479 amino acids.